AUGGCUACCGAAUACAAGAUCAAAGGCUUGACCAGCCUCGACCUGAAGAAUGGUCAGAAGCAAGAAGUAGAGGUCGAUGGCAUUGAGGGAGGAAAGGUCCUUCUGGCCAAGGUCAAGGAUGAGGUUCAUGCCAUGAGCGCCAACUGCACCCAUUACGGUGCACCCCUGGUUAAGGGUGUUCUUACACCUGAGGGCAGAAUUACUUGCCCCUGGCACGGAGCCUGCUUCAAGGUUUCCACUGGUGACGUCGAGGAUGCACCCGCUCUCGACCCUCUGGCCAAGUUCCAGGUCUACGAGCGUGACGGUGCUGUUUACAUCAAGGGCGAGGAGAAGGUCAUCAAGGCCAACAGACGCCAACUCAACAUCAAGUGCAGUAGCGUAAAGGACAAGGACCACGUCGUUGUCAUUGGAAGCGGAAGUGGUGCCGUCGGUGCCAUCGAGGGCCUUCGUGGUGGCGGUUACAAGGGCAAGAUCACCGUCGUCUCCCGCGAAAACUCGCAACCUCUCGAUCGCACCAAGCUUUCAAAGGCUCUGAUGACCGACCAGUCCAAGCUCGCAUGGCGCACAAUGGACUACUACAAGGAGGCCUCGAUCGACUUCACCUGGGGCAACGUCACAAAGGUCGACUUCAACAACAAGUCCGUCGAGACCGAGGAUGGCAAGAAGGUCAACUACACCAAGCUCAUCAUGGCUUCCGGUGGCACUCCCAAGUGGCUUCCAAUGGACGGACUCAAGGGUGAUCUUGAGAAUGUCUUCGUCCUUCGUGCUCUCCCUCAUGCCCAGGGUAUCAUGAAGGCUGCUGGCGAGAACGGUGGCAAGAAGGUAGUCGUUGUUGGCAGCUCCUUCAUCGGUAUGGAGGUUGGCAACUGCCUCGCUGGCAUGAAGCAUGAUGUCACCAUCAUCGGUAUGGAAGAAGAACCCAUGAUGGCUGUUAUGGGCAAGCAGCUCGGCAAGACCUUCAGAGAGUUGCUCGAGAAGAACGGUGUCAAGUUCAAGAUGCAGGCAGAGGUCGAGGGUGCCAAGCCCUCCGAGUCGAACUCCAAGAUGGUUGGCUCGGUACAACUCAAGGAUGGCACCAACCUCCCUGCUGACCUUGUCAUCGAGGGUGUCGGCGUCAGACCCUCGACCGACUACCUCCAGGACGUCAAGGAGAUCAAGCUCAACAAGGAUGGCUCAAUUAACGUUAACGAGAAGUUCGAGGUUGAGGGUCUCAAGGAUGUCUUUGCCAUUGGCGACAUUGCCUCAUACCCCUACCACGGACCCGGAGGUAACGGCAAGCUGGUUCGCAUCGAGCAUUGGGAUGUUGCUCAGAACGCCGGUCGCUCGGUCGCUGGCACGAUCAACGACCCUUCGGCACCUCCCAAGUCAUUCAUUCCCGUCUUCUGGUCUGCCCUUGGUGCUCAAUUGAGAUACUGUGGUAACACGCCCAAUGGCUACGACGACGUCAUUAUCCAAGGCGAGACAGACGCACAGAAGGGCCCCAGCUUCGUUGCAUACUACCACAAGGGCGAGGAAAUUGUCGCUGUUGCCAGCAUGAUGAAGGACCCUUACAUGACACAGAGCGCCGAACUGAUGAGACACAACAAGAUGCCCGGCAAGAGCGAGAUCCAGAAGGGAGUUGAUAUCAUGGAGAUCUCCAUCCCAUCAGAGAUCAAGAUUUGA
Molecule: messenger RNA, 1662 nt
Organism: Aureobasidium subglaciale EXF-2481
Lineage: Eukaryota; Fungi; Ascomycota; Dothideomycetes; Dothideales; Saccotheciaceae
Exons: 3
Coding region: 1-1662 (553 amino acids)
Cellular component (GO): cytoplasm
Molecular function (GO): oxidoreductase activity, acting on NAD(P)H; flavin adenine dinucleotide binding; 2 iron, 2 sulfur cluster binding
Source: RefSeq, a predicted model, not a curated record